AUGAAUUUAUUUUUUAAGCCUCCUGUUGACAUUGAAAUAUUGUUUGAUAAGGAAGAUUCGAGGAAGCAUGUCGAGGUAUUGCCUGCAAGUGGUUCGCAUUCUAAAGUUUUGGGUGAUUCAUUGCCAGUCUACGAAGAUGGCGAGAGUAUAUCCGGUAAUGUCACUGUGAGAGUUAGAGAAGGUAAAAUUGUGGAACAUUUGGGGAUUAAAGUCACGCUAAUAGGAUCAAUUGAUUUGGUUAAAGCUGCUGGAAAUAGCACGAGUAAUAGUUACAAGAGUAUAGAUGUACGAAAGAGAUCUAUUGAACAAUUUAUCUGCAUGACUUACGAUCUUUCACCUGCUGGUGAAUUAAACCAUUCUCAAAGCUUCCCUUUUAAAUUUAAAGAUAUGUCAAUGCAAUUCGAAUCUUACAGAGGUAAGAAUGUAGAUGUAUCAUACUACAUUAAAGUCACAGUAAUGAAAAAGGGCACUGACAUUUCAAAGAUUAAGCCAUUUUGGGUUUACUUGUACAAGGAUCUCGAAGAAGUAAAAAAGAUAGUUGAGCAAACGAAAAAGAUGUCAGAACAAAAGAAGGCUAAUGGUAUUAAGAAAAAUGAUAAGGAUGACAAAAACAGUGAUUCAAUUGAGAAAAAGCCCAUUAAAUUGGAUAUUGGUAUUGAAAACUGCUUGCAUAUUGAAUUCGAGUACACAAAGAGUAUAUUCUCGCUGAAAGACGUUAUAGUCGGCAGGAUCUACUUCUUACUGACUAGACUGAAGAUAAAACAUAUGGAAUUGAGUCUGAUAACGAGAGAGUCAUCUGGACUCCAACAAUCCAACACUUUAGUUGAUUCAACAGCAAUUAGAUACGAGAUUAUGGAUGGUUCUCCAGUAAAGGGAGAGACCAUUCCAAUCAGAUUGUUCAUGAGUGGAUAUGACCUGACACCAAGUAUUUCCUGUAACUAUUUUGAUAUCAAAAACUACCUAAGUCUAGUCAUCAUAGAUGAAGACGGUAGAAGGUACUUUAAACAAUCAGAGAUAAAAAUAUAUCGCUCGAAGUAA
This is a messenger RNA of Tetrapisispora phaffii CBS 4417, 1038 nucleotides long. It is a transcript of the gene PEP8, whose product is annotated as retromer subunit PEP8. Bases 1 to 1038 code for a protein of 345 amino acids. Gene Ontology annotation, biological process: retrograde transport, endosome to Golgi; intracellular protein transport. NCBI's taxonomy places the organism in Eukaryota, Fungi, Ascomycota, Saccharomycetes, Saccharomycetales, Saccharomycetaceae. The transcript has a single exon. The record is from RefSeq and is a predicted model, not a curated record. Gene Ontology annotation, cellular component: retromer complex; endosome.